This is a messenger RNA of Sugiyamaella lignohabitans, 897 nucleotides long. RefSeq names its product Nop15p (gene NOP15). The transcript has a single exon. Gene Ontology annotation, cellular component: nucleolus. Gene Ontology annotation, biological process: maturation of LSU-rRNA from tricistronic rRNA transcript (SSU-rRNA, 5.8S rRNA, LSU-rRNA). The coding region runs from base 1 to 897 and encodes 298 amino acids. The record is from RefSeq and is a predicted model, not a curated record. Gene Ontology annotation, molecular function: RNA binding. Lineage: Eukaryota; Fungi; Ascomycota; Dipodascomycetes; Dipodascales; Trichomonascaceae.
AUGGUUGCUAAAACAAGAAAGGCGACGACAACAGAGGCUAAAAGCCACUCAAAGAGUCCUAUUAAGGCUCAAGUAAAAUCGGCCAAGGUGUCAAAAUCUCCAAAAGUUACGAAGAAAACUGAAACAGCUGAUCUAGAGACAGAAGAGAAACAGAGUGAAAAACAAGAGCCAGAAGACGAGGAAGAAGAGUUUGAUGGAUUUGCUUCAUCGGAUGACGAAAUUGAUGGAUUUGAAAGUACAGAUGACGAGGAUGAAGAAACUACGAAGAGCUUGAAAUCUUCUAGACCUCAGAAAACUUCCAACGACAUCAGCGAGAAGGAGAUCAAGAACAAAAUAGAUACAGCAUUAUCUGAGAAGAAACAAAAGGCUACUAAAGAAUCUAAGGAAAAGCCUGGUGUUUUAUAUAUAGGUAGAAUUCCUCAUGGUUUCUACGAAGAACAAAUGAAGUCAUAUUUCAGCCAGUUCGGUGAUAUUACCAGAUUAAGAUUGUCUCGUAACAAGAAGACUGGUAAGCCUAAACAUUUUGCUUUUAUCGAGUUCGAAUCUAGCGAGGUUGCACGUAUUGUUAGCGAAACCAUGGAUAAUUAUUUACUGUUUGGACAUAUUCUUAAGGUUAAACUCAUCCCCCAAGAGAAUGUUCAUGACGAACUAUUUAAUGGAGCUAACAAGACUUUUAAAUCUAUCCCAUGGACUAAGAUUUCGAAGCAUAGAAAUGACCAGAAGAAGACCAAAGAGACUUGGGAAAAGUUACAGACGAAAGAAGUCAAGAGACGUGAAGAAAAGGCAAAGAAGCUUGCCGAUCUAGGUAUUGAUUUCAAGUACGAGUCAUCACCGGUUGUGCAAAAAGCAGCUACCAAGACUAAGCCCAAGGCUAAGGGCAAGAAAUCCAAGGCUUGA